GCCGUCUGGCUCUUCCACCAAAGCCAACGACGUCUAACGGCAGUUGAAAUUGUAAUGCCAACGCAAACGGCACGCGACUGGCGUCGUUCGCGUCGCGUGAAUGAGUGGAUGAACCAAACAACCAACAACAAAUCGAAGCAAAAGUCGGAGCAGAAGUUUGGAUGUGUUCGAUGCUUGUGUAGUACAGUGUAAAUCAUGUUUAAGCGAAACCGAAUGAGCGAAUCGCAAAAGCCAAAGAUGAAAUCAACAGCAACAAGAAAUUGCCAGUCAUAAAAAAAGGGAAACCAAAGUGCUUCCAGCCAUAAACUUCCACAACUGUGGCAGCCACAAACAAAGGACGAACAGAAGGAGAAGGAGAAGCAGCAGCACCAGCCAUGGCCUCUAGCAUCUCCCGGAACGGCGGCUUCUGCGGUGCACUGCAGCGUGCCCCGCCGCCCAUGCCGCCGGGUCUAGCGCGACGCCUCAGCAGCCGCGAAUGCUACGGCGUUGGCAAAGUGAAGGUCAUGCUGCGGGUCUCCGACAGAGCCCCGGACAAGGACUCCAACGGGGAGCCCGAAUUCAUGGCUCUGGACAAGAAGAAGCGUCAGGUGACGCUCACCGAUCCCCGGAAUGUGUGUCCGCCCCCGCAGGCAGCCCAGGAGCGAGGACCCAUGGUGGCAGCGCCCAAAAUGUUUGCAUUUGAUAAUCUCUUCACCGCAGAGGAUAAACAGUCGGAUGUGUGUGCAUCGGCCCUCAGCGAAGUGAUUCCCGCGGUACUGGAGGGCUCCGAUGGCUGCCUGCUGGCGAUGGGCUACCCCUCCACUGGCCAGCCCCACACGGUUUUGGGUGGCGAUGUGGCCACUGGGACUGGGACUGGAACAGGGUCUGUGGCGGCAUGUUCUCUGGGAGCCGCCCCCUGUGCCAUAGCCUGGCUCUACAAGGGCAUCCAGGAGCGGCGGCAGAAGAGCGGAGCUCGAUUCUCAGUGCGCGUUAGCGCUGUGGGCGUUAGUGCCACAAAACCGGAUGCACUCUCCACGGAUUUGCUCAUCUCGCAUGCGGCUGAAUCUGACGACUCCCCGGGGAUUUAUUUGCGUGACGACUUCCUUGGCGGUCCAACGGAACUACGUGCACCCACCGCCGAGCGUGCGGCGCUCUUUCUCGACUCCGCUCUGGCCGGACGCUUAAAAAGUUCCGGUUCUACUUCCACGCCUGCAGGCGGGGGCACGGCCCCCUUGGAGUCCGCCCUCAUCUUUACGCUGCAUGUCUACCAGUACAGCCUGUCCCGCAAGGGGGGUGUGGCUGGCGGUCGGAGCCGUUUACAUAUCAUCGACUUGGGCGGCUGUGCCAAUCGCAGCGGGGGUCUGCCCCUGUCGGGGAUCGGGAACAUACUGCUGGCCAUAUUGUCGGGCCAGAGGCAUCCGCCGCACAAGGACCACCCGCUGACGCCGCUGCUCAAGGACUGCCUGGCGCCCAUCACCUGCCACGUGGCGAUUGUGGCCCACGUCCUGCACGAGCAGAGCUACCAGGAUGCCCUCUCCACCAUUCAGAUUGCCUCCCGCAUCCAUCGCCUGCGCCGCCGCAAGCAUCGUGUCCCCAUGCCCCUGGCCGUAGGCCUCGCACAAGGCCUCAGCGGCGGCGGCGGCUCCUCAGCCGGCUCUGGGGCGGAUCCCUCCAGCUCUGAAAUCUCCGCCGAUACGGUCAUCUAUAUGGGACCCAACGACGAUGCCACCGACGGCGAACAUCCGCCUGUGUAUCUGCCAUCGCUCAGUGCCGGCGACAAUCGGGCGAUAAUGAGCAAGGCCCUCAAGGGUAGUGGCCUGGAGAAGCCGCCAACGCAGAUGAAAGCGGGUCUGUCCAGUCCCAUGAUGAUGAAGAAGGCAAUGGCAGCAGCUGGAGAGAAGGUCAAAAAGCUUCCCGGAAAUAGUCCCAUGGGCAGCCUCAAACGUCAAGCUGCAGCAGGAGCCUGUUCGUCGCCUCUGGUCCCACACGAACAGCAGCAACAGCAACAGCAGAUUGCCCACGGAUCGCCAAUACCCAUACCCCGACAUAUGGUCUCCAAGGGAUCCAAUGUGCCCUCGCCCAAAGGCUCUCCUCUACGUAGAGCGCAUUCCGGAGCCCAUGGCGGUGCACAUCCGGGAGCAGCCUUGGAACAACUGGAAGCAGGCAUGCGAAAGAUCACGGAGGAGCAAUGGAUCGAUGGACCACGAGUGUCCAGAGCCAAAGUGGCGGAGGCACGGCACCUGAUGCGCGAAGUGAAUCACGUGAAGCAGUGCGAGACGUGGGUGGAUGGACCCAAGUCCCUGUCGUGUCGGUCCCUCACGGCCGGUAAUCUCCCAGCGGCUGGGGCUCAGACGCAGGGCUAUGGCUUCAUGGACUCGCACAAGAAGACCAUGAUCCGGCAGUGGGUGGAGACUCAAACGUCGCAAGUCUUCCAGAGUCCGGCCACGGUGUCGGCCAGCAAUUCCCCCACGGCCCUGCAUUGGAAGCUGUCGCAGCUGAAGCAGAAAUCAUUGGAUCUGCCCGAGAGACCUGCAUUCCCUCCCGAACAACAAUCGAUGGAUCUUCCACAGCAGUGCUUCGAGAGCCAGCCCCUCCUCGGCCAGGACAUGUCACUGCCGCCGGAUGGCGAUGAGGAUCAGGAUAGCGGUCCCUCGGAAGUGCCUCCCGCUCUGCCGCUGUUCGACGACCCUUUGGGCUCCAGGGACAUCUCGCACGACAGCCUGCAUCGCAUGCUCUCGCGGCAUGUCUCCAGGGAACAGCUUCACGAGGCCGAUCUGGUGGCCAGUCGUGCCUCCUCCUCGCAUCAUCAGCAUCAACAUCAUCGCCCCUCCUCACAGCGCAGCAUCGACUGUGGGCUGCAGGUCACCGAGGAGGAGAUUGCGCGCACCAUGGCCCGGGAACAGGAGCAUUCAAUGCAUCCGCUUUCGGCUCUUAGCCACUGCGACAAUCUCUCCUUUGUGUCCAGCUUCAAUAUGGCCUGUGAAUCCUUCAGCGAGUGCGGAGAGAGAGCAAGACAUCAGUUCGACCAACUGGCACGCCUCCAUGAGAUCUUCACCUCCCAAUUGGCCAUGGCCGAGGUCACGCCCUCCGCCGCGCUCUUCCGCACGGACGUGAGCAGUGUGUUCAGCGAGCCCGUGUUCCGGUUCAAUGUGGGCCAGAGCAGCGUCUGCAGCGAGCCCGCCUACCGCCUGACGCCGAGUCCGCCCAAGCAGCCGUCGCACAGCCCCAGCCAGGGAUCGCUGCCGAGUCUCAAUGGCAUCAUGGAGAUUGCCGGGAUGGAUGAUUACGCUUUGUUGCGACAGCCGGAUGGCGCCUCCGAUCCGAGUCUGCCCAAAAGCGAGAAGCGUUUCGCGCCACAGCACGACGACAUCUGCGAGCUGGACGAGAAGGCCAUGGCAGCGGCGGUGGGCAAGAGGAACUCCCUGGAGGAUGCCCAGCAUAAGCUCAAUGAGAUCACGAACAUACUGCCACUGGCGGCGCAGUCGAGGCUGCCACUGCUGCCGCUGAACACCAGCUCCGAGGCGUACGACAGCGGCCAUGACUCCAACUCCACGCCGCGUACCUCGAAGCAUUCGGGCAUCUCGCGGCGGGCGGAGAGCGGCUACCACAGUGUGGCCACCGUGCGGGACUCUGACGAGAGCAGCUUCGCCUCGGGCAUGUCCAAGGGUCAGCGGCAUCGCAUCACCAUAUCAGGCGGCGGAGGAGGAGGCUGCGGAGCAGGUGGUGGGGGCUCCGCCACGGGCAACUAUCAGCGGCAUAGCCAUGGCGUCGGCGGCCACAAGAAGCAUCGGCACCGCCAUGAGGGCAACGGCGGCGGCAACAAGGGCCUCUGCAAUUGGCUUCUAACUCCCUUCUCCUGCACAUAUCCAGAGACUGAGGGUGAGAUCAGUGACUUCUAGGCAGCAACAGCGGGAGCAGGAGGAACAGGAGGAUGAGGAGCUUCAGUCCAAACACCCACCAAAAGGAAACCAGAGCUAAGUCCAGCAUUCAAAUGGCCAAAAAAGAGAACAAAAUAAGAAACAAAAAUAUCAUAAACAUUUAGGACAAGAUUAGGAUGAGAAUCAGAAUAAGGAUCGAGAGGAUCACUCAAGUGAAAGUAGAAGAAGAGACACAGCCUUUGGUGGAUCUUUUGAUAGCGACUGAUUAACUUUUACUAGGCGACGGCUGCCACCACAAGACAACAACAAAGACACACACAAUUUUUAAGUAAUCUAAUAACUAACCCAACAACUACCCUAAUAAUAAAAAUAAUAAUAAUAAUACGAUAAACACAUCAUAACUACUGUAUAGUGCGUUUCGCAGCUAUAAGGCAGGUGAAAUGGUUUUCGAAGUGAAAAGCUUUGCAUGGGAUAUUUUUGAAUUUUUUUCUGUAUGAAAAAAAAGAUUCGGUUAUGCAGCAGCGCACAUCGGUUUGUGUUCCGUUUUUGCCAGAAAUCUGCCACAUACACGUGCUUCAGCUUGGUGGCCAGUUGGUAGUGCAACAAUCCCAGUUAUAUAUCGAAUUUUUUCACGCAUGAUUCCCUUGAAAGAAUCUCCUCAACUGAUCUUAAUCAUAUCAAUCUACCCAAAAGAUUUUAUUAUUUUAACGAGUUUCAGAUUAAAUAUGAAUGAAAGAUAUAGAAAAAUUGUAUCUAAAUCGAUGCGCAAUAUUAAUAGAUCUUUCAUUGGAACCAAUAAGCGGAAACUGAGGAACCUAAAAUUUAGGGAAACUACAAAGGAACGUCCUAAUAUUGAUAAAACUUAAAGAAAAUAUUGGAAAUUAAUGGAUUUUUAGGAAGAUAUCAACAAGGGCACUAGAUGGGAGUCAUGCCUGUAUAUUGGAAAAACUUGGAAAAUUUGGAAAGAAAUACUGAUGUCUUUCAAGGCCAAGAUCUGGCUUGGCCUUUCUAAAAGACCUGAAAGAAUAUUUGCAGAUAUUAUACAACAUGAAUCUAUAAAAAUAUGCAAAUAGCAGCCAUACAAGUCUUCCAUUUAAUUACCAUUUCAAAGUCAUUACCAUAAUCUUCAGCUGUCUCAUAGUUGGGCAACGCACUGUACAAUAUAUGCGCUAUAAAUCAAUCGAAUCAAUCAAUCGAAUCAUUCCAUCACUCACUCAAUCACUCACUACAUACACGCAUAAGUUCAAACGGGGCUUUAAAGAGUAUCUUAAGUUGCCAGCUAGCAUAAUGGGGUACAUCAUAUAUUAUUGGGGGGAUGGGAACCAGUAAGAAAGAAGCCUAGAAAAGAGAUCCCAAGACCGCGAGUAUCCCAAAGUUGUAUCUAUUAAAGAAUUAAACAUAAAAUAUACAUACAAUAUAUACAUAUACAUAAUCAGGCUACAAUCACUACGACUUUACAAUGCAGAGAUACAUCUAUAUUCAUACAACAUCUACAAUAUAUAUAUAUAUAUAUAUAUACAUACACGAUAUAUCAUAUAUAUAUAUAGCUAUUUAUUAUUGUUUUAGUCUUGGGUUAUCAGAUAUCGCAUAAGUAUUGCUAAAUGUUGAAUGUUUGCUUAUUCAAACGAUUUAUUGCCAAUUAUAAGUUACAACAAAAUGUUUAAAUUAAUUGUUAGUUAGCUAAAGUUAUACACACAUCUACUACUACUUAAACCAAACCAAAACCAAAACCAAACCAAAAAAAGGAAGAAACGGACUAUAAGGUAGUGAAGAAAGAGAAAGAAAGGUUUUUGCGGACAAGUAGACAAAUGUUAAACAUACAAUUUUGUUGCCAUUUUUGCCUAAAUAAACUAUGUUACAAAACGAACAAAAAA
Drosophila pseudoobscura is the source of this 5731-nucleotide messenger RNA. RefSeq names its product kinesin-like protein GA13060. Bases 375 to 3878 code for a protein of 1167 amino acids. The transcript has 7 exons. Gene Ontology annotation, biological process: microtubule-based movement. Lineage: Eukaryota; Metazoa; Arthropoda; Insecta; Diptera; Drosophilidae. The record is from RefSeq and is a predicted model, not a curated record. Gene Ontology annotation, molecular function: ATP binding; microtubule binding; microtubule motor activity.